GCGAGUCAUAAGUGCAUACACGUACUUAAUACCAUACUUACUUGCAGGGCUUGGCUUUUUUUUGUUUUUUUUUUUUUGUUUUUUUUCAUUAUUCUUUUGUACAUCGUGACAUUGACUGCAACAACUGCAGUGGAGUGCAGGCGAAAUUAAAUUUACUAAUCCGAGUGAACGUGGGGGAGAAAGAAGAAAGGAGAAGAAGGAAAGGGUGCGCAGUGCGCACAUACGCCGCAGGCAGGCACUGUAUACUUAUAAUACGGGAACGAAGAACGGGAAACAAGUCAGUAGAUAGUUGAGAGAGUCGAGAGCGAGGCGAGCGAGCGAGCGAGCAACGAAAGGAAGAGAGAAACGCGCCGAUACGCACAUCAUCAGGAGCUGCAGCGCAAUGGCCGAGGAUAAGGAUUUGCACCAGGGUGACGCCAAUAAUCAGCACGAGGCAGCUGCCGGCGACAGUAACGAUAAACCCAUGAACGGGCCAUCGGCCGCCGACGAGGCGGACAAGAAGCAGCCCAAGGGGGAUGCAGAGAAGAUGGAGAAUGGUGACGGCGGUGGUGGCGGCGGCGGCGACGACGAAACACCCAAGGAGAACGGCGACAAGGCGAGCCCUGAGCCACCCAAGGACAUGCGCGCGAUCGUCCUCCACGGCUUUGGCAGCCUCAAAAACGUCAAAUCGCUCAAGAGACCCGAACCCGCUGGACUCGCCGACAGCGAGGUCCUUAUCAAAGUCAAGGCAUGCGGCGUUAAUUUCCAAGACAUGAUGGCCAGACAAGGAGCUUUGGAGAGUCCACCAAAGCCACCAUUUGUCAUGGGUUUCGAAUGUGCCGGUGAAAUCGUGCAAGUUGGCGAAAGCGUCAAAGACUUGAAGGUCGGCGACGAGGUUGUCGCACUUCCAGAUCAUAAAGCUUGGGCAGAGUACGUGACUGUACCUGCCAACUACGUUUACAAACUGCCUGCUGAAAUGGACUGCAAAAAUGCUGCCGCCAUUACAAUGAACUACACAGUAGCUUACUUUUUAUUAUUUGAGAUUGCCAAUCUCACUCCUGGAAAAAGCAUACUUCUUCACGGUGCUUCAGGUGGCGUUGGUCACGCUAUAGCUCAAUUGGCUAAAACGGUUGAAAACACCACAAUUUUUGGUGUCUGCAGUAAAGCAAAGCAUGAGACUCUUAAAUCUGCUGGUCUGAUUGAUCAUCUUUUGGAGCGAGGCACAGAUUAUUCUAGUGCCGUCAGGAAGGAAUUCCCUGAAGGUGUCGACAUUGUCUUGGACUGCUUGUAUGGUGAAGAAUGCAGGCGGGGAUACGCACUCCUUAAACCUUUAGGAAAAUACGUUCUCUAUGGAUUAGGCAACGCUGGUGAGAGUAAAAGUCUCUCGGCUGCUCGAUUUUGGUGGACAGUUGACAAAGUUGCACCCAUCAAACUAUAUGAUGAGAACAAAAGUUUAAGUGGUUUCAACCUUCGGAACUUGAUGUACCAAAACGGAAAUCACGAAAUGGUUCAACGAGUUGUCAAUCAAGUUUUUAAACUUUGGAGCGAAGGCAAAGUAAAACCAGUAAUUGAUUCUACCUGGGCGCUGGAAGACGCAUCAGAAGCCCUGCUCAAAAUGCACGAACACAAGAACAUAGGUAAAAUUAUCUUGGACCUAAGCUUGGAACCCAAGCCAAAACCCAUCACUCCAGCUAAAAGCAAAGGAAAAGAUAAGAAGAAUGCAAUGCAGGAAGAUAAAAAGUCUCCAAGUACAGAAUCCGAUGAAACUGAAAAGCCAAAGGAGCCUGAGCUAACAAAUGGCACCUCGGAAGAAAAAUCUGAUAGUGACUCAAAAGAAAAAGAAUCAAGUUGAAUUACAAGUAUAAAAAAUGACUUCUAAAGUACUCAUCAGUAAAUAUUAAGCGAUUUUUUUUAUCAAGAAAGCUAUAAAAAAUAAAAAAAUAAAAAAAAAAAAACAGAAAAACAAGGGUAGAACGAAAAUUUCUUCCAUAACUUGAAAAAAAAAAAAAAAAAAAUUCAUUUAAUUUACGGCGAUUGUAAGCAUACGUACAAGAUUCUCUAAGGUAUUAAUGUACAAAUUGUUUUUUAAAAUCUAUUUGUAGCUUCUAUAUCCUUAUGUUUUAAAAGCAGCAAUGUGAGUUUUUUUUAUAUCUGAAGUAUAUUUUUAUUACACAUAACUUGCCAAAGUGAUUUGAACAAAAAAUCAUCUUCAACAAGGAAGUAAUAUAAAUAAGUACCAAAUAUGUAAAUUUUUAAUAAAAUGGCCAACCCCAUUAAUGCAUUUUGAUGAGAUAUUAAUUUUGUUUUACGGCCUAUUUGUGAUCUAUUUUCAAACCUUUUAUAUUUUGUAUACAGUAUAUACAUAACUUCUAUAAAAAAAAAAAAAAAAAAAUGAUACAAAAUUAUCGAACCUACAUAUUUCACAGCUUAAAAAUAAAAUUAAUAUCCAUUCAAGUAUAUGAUGAAAUCGAGAUUUAAUGUCUUGAUUUUUUGUAAAUGUAUUGACAUCAUUAGUGUUGUUAUCAUAUAUUGUAGUUAAUCCUUAACUUGAGUAUAUGUCAUUGUGGCUUAAUUUAUUUAUUUUACAGUGAAACCGCAAUCGUUUUAUACUUCUCUAAAAAAAAAGUUAUAGUUGAAAUUUGACUAUAUAGCAUUAAACUUGUAAUUCUCAUUACUGCGGUAUUAUCGAUGAUACAAAAACAAUUAAAAUUUAAAUUUAAUGUGUUAUGUAAAACAUAAAAACGGUUAAGGAUUAAAAUGAAGUAGACAUGUCUGAAAUAUACAAAGUUUAAAUAUAUUAAAUUUCAAAUUAAA
Messenger RNA from Copidosoma floridanum, 2793 nucleotides. Its product is annotated as putative NADPH-dependent quinone oxidoreductase VAT1L. Lineage: Eukaryota; Metazoa; Arthropoda; Insecta; Hymenoptera; Encyrtidae. The record is from RefSeq and is a predicted model, not a curated record. Gene Ontology annotation, molecular function: oxidoreductase activity; zinc ion binding.